Messenger RNA from Coniosporium apollinis CBS 100218, 198 nucleotides. RefSeq lists its product as uncharacterized. Bases 1 to 198 code for a protein of 65 amino acids. NCBI's taxonomy places the organism in Eukaryota, Fungi, Ascomycota, Dothideomycetes. The record is from RefSeq and is a predicted model, not a curated record. The transcript is spliced from 2 exons.
AUGUCUGAAGAAGACACCGACCCUCCAGGGCUGCGAGGUCUGCGCAUCGCCCUUGUCGGUGCGCCGGCUUUCAUGCAGCAAUUUCCCGAACGCUCCCUUGUGUGGGCGAAUGGGAAAUCGAGAAAAGUCACCUUCGACAAAGUUUGGAACGGUGUGCUGUCGAUCCACAUUGCGGGAGACGUCGUGGUCAGCAUGUAA